Callorhinus ursinus (northern fur seal) is the source of this 2730-nucleotide messenger RNA. RefSeq names its product arylsulfatase D (gene ARSD). The record is from RefSeq and is a predicted model, not a curated record. Lineage: Eukaryota; Metazoa; Chordata; Mammalia; Carnivora; Otariidae. Gene Ontology annotation, molecular function: arylsulfatase activity.
GGUCCUGCGCGCCCGGCCCGCGCGCGGCCAUGGGACCCAGGGCUCCGAGGGGAUGCAGCGCGUCCGCUGCCAGGGACUCUUUGUCGGUUCUACUCCUUCUGUGUUUGCUCUCGAGGACUUCCGAGUUAAAAGCUGCAAAUGCCUUUAAACCCAAUAUUCUACUGAUAAUGGCAGACGAUCUUGGCAUUGGGGACCUUGGUUGCUAUGGGAACGAUACGCUCAGGACACCCAAUAUCGACCGGCUUGCAGAGGAAGGUGUGAGGCUCACCCAGCACCUGGCGGCCGCCCCCCUCUGCACCCCCAGCAGAUCUUCCUUCCUCACGGGGAGGCACUCCUUCAGAUCAGGCAUGGAUGCUGAUGAUGGGUACCGUGUCCUCCUGUGGAACGGGGGAUCGGGCGGACUCCCCGUGAAUGAAACCACGUUUGCCAGAAUCCUGCAGCAGCAAGGUUAUGCAACCGGCCUCAUAGGAAAAUGGCACCAGGGUGUGAACUGUGAACUCCGCACCGACCACUGCCACCACCCACUGAACCACGGAUUUGACUAUUUUUAUGGCAUGCCUUUCACGCUUGUGAAUGACUGUCAGCCAGGCAGGCCCCCGGGACUGGACGCCGCGACUAGAAGCAGGCUGUGGCAUUAUACCCAGAUGGCGGCACUGGGGGUCCUGACCGUUGCUGUUGGCAAGACUUGCGGGUUAAUCUCUGUGUCCUGGAAGGUAGUCCUGGGCGCAGCCAGCCUCGUCUUCCUCUUCUUUGUCUCCUGGUACGCCAGCUUUGGGUUUGUGCGUCGUUGGAACUGUAUCGUGAUGAGAAACCAUGACGUCACAGAGCAGCCCAUGGUUUUGGAGAGAGCGGCGAGUCUCAUGCUGCACGAGGCAAUUUCCUAUAUUGAAAGAAAUAAGCACAGGCCAUUCCUUCUGUUCGUGUCCUUGCUGCAUGUACACAUUCCCCUGGUAACUACAAAACAGUUUCUUGGAAAAAGCCGGCACGGCUUAUAUGGCGACAACGUGGAGGAGAUGGAUUGGCUUGUAGGUGAAAUCCUUAAAGCCGUUGAAGUAAACGGUUUGAAAAACAUGACAUUCACGUAUUUUACCUCUGAUCAUGGAGGACAUUUGGAGGCAAGGGACGAACGUGGCCAGCUGGGGGGAUGGAAUGGAAUAUUCAGAGGUGGCAAAGGGAUGGGGGGCUGGGAAGGCGGGAUCCGCGUCCCGGCGAUCUUCCGCUGGCCUGGGGUGCUGCCGGCCGGCCGAGUGAUCCACGAGCCCACCAGCCUGAUGGAUGUUUUCCCCACCGUGGUCCAGCUGGGGGGCGGCGAGGUGCCCCAGGACAGGGUGAUCGAUGGCCGUAGCCUGGUGCCCUUGCUUCAAGGGGCUGCUGAGCACUCUGCACAUGAGUUCCUGUUUCAUUACUGUGGAAAGUAUCUGCAUGCAGCACGCUGGCAUGAGAAGGACAGUGGAAGACUCUGGAAGGUCCACUACAUGACACCGCAAUUCCACCCCAAGGGGGCGGGGGCCUGCUACGGCCGAGGCCUGUGCCCCUGCUCUGGGGACGGCGUGACCCAGCACAGCCCGCCUCUGCUCUUCGACCUCUCCAGGGACCCUUCUGAGGCAGAGCCCCUGUCCCCUGGCUCCGAACCCCGGUACCACGCGGUGGUAGCACGGGUGGGCGAGGCAGUGGAUCAGCACAGGAAGACCCUGAGUCCCGUGCCCUCCCAGUUUUCCCUGAGCAACAUCAUCUGGAAGCCGUGGCUGCAGCCGUGCUGUGGAACCUUCCCCUUGUGUGCAUGUGGGCAGGACGGAGGUCCCCGGUGAGACAUGACCUCACACUUGGCAGGAUGCCUGUCAUCAGACAGCCAGGGGGCAAAACAUGCUGGUGAGGAUGCAGAGAAAGGGGGAUUGUCUUGCACUGUUGCUGGGAAUGCAAACUGGUGCAGGCAUUCUGGAAAACAGGAUGGAGGUUCCCCCCAAAAUUAAAAAAUAGAGCUAUCCUAUGACCCACUGAUUGCACUUCUGGGUAUUUGGUCAAAGGAAAUGAAAACGGGAUCUCAAAGAUAGCUGCACUCCCAUGUUCCUAGCAAAAUUCUUCUCUUCAGAGCAGCCAAGACCUAGAAACAACCCAAGCGCCCAUCGAUGUGGUCCAUCCACACAACGCGACACGACUCAGCCACGAGAAGCAAGGAGAUCCUGCCCUUUGUGACAACGUGGACGGAACUCGAGGACAUUAUGCAAAGUGCAAUAAGCCAGACACAGAUCCAAAAAUACCACAUGAUCUCACCGAUUCGUGCAAUCUUAACAAAAAAGAAGGGAAGGGUGUGUUCUGUCUUGGAGGGACGCAACCCCGUGCUAGCAGCCUCCUGGCAUUUCCAAGCUCUACCACCCUCUGCCUCAGGGCCUCGGGAUGGCUGCAGCAGCUCCAGCCACCACACAGACAUUCCAGGCUGCAGGAAGAAGGGCAAUCCUCCCCGCAGAGUCAGCCCCUGUGAAGGGGAUUCUGCAGAGGUUCGAACCCUGGACUCCUGCUUCCCUCCGUAGAAACAACUGGGAAUUGAGACAUUCCCUCUUUGAAGUGGGCACAUACCUGCAGGGGGUAGACUCAGGGUUAGUCUCGUCAGCCUAAAGGUGAGACAGGCUUUAUAAUGACUUGUCCGAGGUCUUUGAUACAUAUUUCAUUGCCAAAUUACUUAUUUAGCAAAUUUCGAGGUUCCAGCUGGCUUAUAAAACCUCAAGUUUCCCC